Molecule: messenger RNA, 1854 nt
Organism: Marmota flaviventris (yellow-bellied marmot)
Lineage: Eukaryota; Metazoa; Chordata; Mammalia; Rodentia; Sciuridae
Gene: Grpel2
Product: GrpE like 2, mitochondrial
Biological process (GO): protein folding; protein import into mitochondrial matrix
Cellular component (GO): PAM complex, Tim23 associated import motor
Molecular function (GO): protein-folding chaperone binding; adenyl-nucleotide exchange factor activity; protein homodimerization activity
Source: RefSeq, a predicted model, not a curated record
UCUGCAUCAUGGCUGCUUGGUCUCUGUGGGCGUUCCAGCGGCGGGUGCAGCGCCUCCUGGCCUCGCGUAGCAGGAUAUGGCUUCACCCAUUCAGCACUGCCACCCAGAGAACUGCAGGUGAAGACUGCAGUUCUGAGGACCCUCCUGAUGAGCUUGGGCCCUCUCUUGCUGAACGAGCCUUAAAGCUAAAAGCUGUUAAACUGGAAAAGGAAGUUCAGGAUUUAACACUGAGAUACCAGAGAGCUGUAGCUGAUUGUGAAAACAUAAGGAAAAGAACCCAGAGAUGUGUGGAAGACGCCAAGAUAUUUGGAAUCCAGAGUUUCUGUAAGGACUUGGUGGAGGUAGCAGACAUUUUGGAGAAGACUACUGAGUGCAUUUCUGAAGAAACAGAACCUGGGGACCAGAAGCUCACUCUGGAGAAAGUUUUCCGAGGGUUGUCACUUUUAGAAGCAAAGCUGAAAAGUGUAUUUGCCAAGCAUGGCCUGGAGAAGAUGGCUCCCAUCGGUGAUAAAUACGACCCUCAUGAGCAUGAACUCAUCUGUCAUGUGCCAGCUGGUGUUGGAGUACAACCUGGCACAGUGGCGUUAGUAAGGCAAGAUGGCUACAAACUUCAUGGCCGUACCAUUAGACUUGCUCAAGUGGAAGUGGCAGUGGAAUCUCAGAGAAGAUUAUGAGCAGGCCCUGAAGAACUGAAUGUUCUCCCAGAGUGCAGUCACCUGUGUUUCCUUUAUUUAUUAAACUAGGUUUGUAUUGUACAUGAGGUACUUCAUGUGAUCUGUUUUGGAUUUAGUCAUAUUGGCUUUAUUUCUAUGAUACUCUAUUGAUUUUAUGUGACCUGUUUGGUCUCAUCAGAAGUCUUGCCAUUGAGCAUUUGAACAAUGUGACAAGUGUUCCUGUGGCCUUUAUCAAAAUAUGUUUAUGAAAAUUAUUUUUAAACUGGUACUCUGAUGACUUCAGAUCCAAAAUCAUCUUCUUAACUGUAUUUUCAACUAAUGGUUGAAAUUAGUACAAUAUCUUGUAUAGUGUUUUGUAUUCUGUGGGAAAAGGAGACAGUAGGGAUUAGUUCAACAUUUGGGUAUUUAGAUGAUAAAGUUUUACACUUGUAUAUGUUUAGAUUGGAUUGUUUGGAUUGGUUUUUAUAGAGAGAGAUUUUUCAGGAUUUCCCCCUUUUGUUUUAUUCUUUACUGUUUAUCCAUCUUUUGUCCUUGUAGUCCCAGCUAAGCUUCAUUAUUUACUUUGUUUUGUGAUACUUACCCCUUUCCAAUUCCACUUGGAAGGUAGAGAACAUCAGGAAAUUCAAGGAACCUACAUCCCUUUAAAGCAAGGAAUUAUUUUUUAGCCUCACUAGGUAUACAGUAAUUUCAGGUAAAAUGAGGCAGCACCAACAGCUAAUGACCCCAAAUGAGUCUGUAUUGGUAAUUACCCACAACUGCUUAUUCCACCUGUCCCAACUCCUAUGCCUUAUUGGUUAAAUUUGCCUUAGGAUCCUAUAUUAGAUUAUGUGGAGAAGUGAUCAGGACAAAAAUGUUACAUUCCCACAAUUUCUCAUUUCACUUGGUUGUAUUGAAAUUUUUUUUUUCUUUAAUUGGUUCUAACAAACCACUGCUUCUCUUACAUUGACAAACUUUAUUUUUUUUUGUUUUUGCAGUGUUGGGGGUUGAACCCAAGGUCUCAUGCAUGCUAGACAAAUGCUCUGUCACUAUGAUACAUUCCCAAGCCUGUCAAGCCUUUAUCCAUAGUUUUUGUAUCCAUCUUAAGUCAAAUUUGUAUAAACAUUUAGCUUCCCUCUUUUUUUUAAUAUUUAUUUUUUAGUUAUAGGUGGACACAUCUUUUAUUUUUAUGUGGUGCUGAGGA